Molecule: messenger RNA, 2299 nt
Organism: Vigna umbellata (rice bean)
Lineage: Eukaryota; Viridiplantae; Streptophyta; Magnoliopsida; Fabales; Fabaceae
Product: glucan endo-1,3-beta-glucosidase 8-like
Biological process (GO): carbohydrate metabolic process
Molecular function (GO): hydrolase activity, hydrolyzing O-glycosyl compounds
Source: RefSeq, a predicted model, not a curated record
UCACACAAUAAAUAACAUCAACUUCCAAUUUUUCUUCAAACAAUCAAUAUUUCAUCCAAAACCGACACAAACACAGAACAAAGCAUCACCUUUCUCUUUCACCUCUUUCUUUAGCAUUGAUUCAAACUUCCAUUAUUUUCAUUCCAUUCAUUGAACUGCAUUUAUGUUUUCUUACAGUUACCACUUUCUCUUAUAGUUCAAAGCCUUUCUCAAGUUAACUGACUAUUAUUACAGGAAAAUGUCUUUUUAACAUAAGUUUUUUACCAGUCUCUCUAGAUCCACAACCUGGUGUCACCUUACCUGAAUCACAACAAAGUUGCGGAGGUAAUCAAUGCUUGUCUUUCUUCUUUGGGAGCUAAAGGGAUUUUCAUUCAACCCUUUUUUUUCAUAAAUUUUUCUACUUUUCUCAUUUUGUCACUUAUUUUAGUCAGAAAAGUGUAGGGAACAAACAAACUUGAUUCUUGUAUUUAUAAGAAAGAACUUCUGGGGGUUGGCAUUCUUCAUAUUCAAUAUAGAUUGGUAAAAUACUGCAAACCAUAGCAAAUAGUUUUUUUUUUAAACCAACUCAUUAUUCUUCAUUGGUGGGGUGAAAAAGUGUUCUGGAUUUUUCAUCCUAAAAUGAGCUCACUUUCACUUCUCACCCUAAGUAGUGUUUUGAAUAGACAAAUCUUGUGAUCACCCAAAAGCCUUUGAAUAGCAAAUAAUUUGUAGCAAUACACUUUUGUUGUUUUUUCGGGAGUGAUGGGAAAAGGGUGGUUUUUGAGAUGGGUUUUUGCAGUGAUUGGGGUGAUGGGUUGGUGGGGUGUGGAAGGGCUUGGGGUGAACUGGGGGACUCAAGCCACACACCAGUUGAGAGCAGACACUGUGGUUGAGAUGUUGAAGGACAAUGGGAUUCAAAAGGUGAAGCUGUUUGAUGCAGAUGAGUCUUGCAUGAUGGCGCUAUCUGGGUCAGGGAUUGAAGUCAUGGUUGCCAUUCCCAAUAACCAACUAUCUGAGAUGAAUGACUAUGAUCGUGCCAUGCAGUGGGUGAAGAAGAAUGUCACAAGUUACAACUUCAGGGGUGGAGUUAACAUCAAGUAUGUAGCAGUUGGGAACGAGCCAUUUUUGAAAUCCUACAAUGGCUCAUUGAUGCAAGUCACCUUCCCUGCACUACAGAACAUUCAGAAUGCCCUCAAUGAAGUUGGUGUAGGAGACUACAUAAAAGCCACAGUGCCCUUAAAUGCUGAUGUGUAUGAGUCUCCAAUAAACAACCCUGCUCCAUCAGGUGGAAUGUUUAGGCCUGAUAUAAGUGACCUAAUGAUUCAUAUUGUGCAAUUUUUGGCCAAGAACAAUGCACCAUUUACAGUGAACAUUUACCCCUUCUUGAGCCUCUAUGGGAAUGACAAUUUCCCUUUUCACUAUGCCUUCUUUGAUGGGGUAGCUAACCCCAUAAAUGAUAAUGGGGUUUCAUACACCAAUGUCUUUGAUGCAAACUUUGACACCUUGGUCUCUGCCCUCCAAAAAGUGGGGUAUGGAGACAUGCCAAUUCUGGUAGGAGAGGUAGGAUGGCCAACAGAUGGUGACAAAAAUGCCAAUGUAGGCAAUGCUUUUAGGUUCUACAAUGGACUUCUACCGAAGCUUGCAUUGAACAGAGGGACCCCACUUAGGCCAAAAUAUAUUGAAGUUUAUCUUUUUGGCCUCAUUGAUGAGGAUGCCAAAAGCAUUGCCCCAGGGAACUUUGAACGCCAUUGGGGAAUUUUCAAGUAUGAUGGAAAGCCUAAGUUUCCAAUGGACCUUUCUGGAAAAGGCCAAAACAAGUCACUAGUUGGUGCUCAAAAUGUAUACUAUCUUGAUCCAAAGUGGUGCAUGUUCAACCCUGAUGCACAGAACCUAAGCAAACUUGCUGAUAACAUAAACUAUGCAUGCUCCCUUGCUGAUUGCACUGCACUUGGAUAUGGAUCUUCUUGCAACAACUUGGAUGCCAAUGGGAAUGCCUCUUAUGCAUUUAACAUAUAUUACCAGACACAGGAUCAGAAUGACUUGGCCUGCAAUUUUGAAGGUUUGGCAAGGCUUACAACAAGCAACAUUUCAACACCAACUUGCAACUUUAUUGUUCAGAUAAAUCCUUCCCUUUCCCCUUCUUUGAGGCCAUCAAUAGUAGCUUUCUUAUCAAUCACUCUUCUACCCUUGAUUUUAAUGUUGUAGGGUCUUGUACAUACAUCAUUAUUAAUAUUAUUAUCAUUAUUGUUAUAGGUAGUAGGAACUAUACACAUACAUGUGAUCAUGAGUUAUUGUACUUGAGAUAUUCUGAAUGUUUGAA